Messenger RNA from Camellia sinensis, 1834 nucleotides. The record is from RefSeq and is a predicted model, not a curated record. NCBI's taxonomy places the organism in Eukaryota, Viridiplantae, Streptophyta, Magnoliopsida, Ericales, Theaceae.
UGAGUCAUACUACAUGGGUCUAUUUUGUAGUUUACAAAGAAUCAUGGAAAAAACUAGAAGCUUUCUCGCUGCCGCUCUAGUGUUCUUGGUACUGAAUCAGUCAAUUUCUUCUAUAGCUAUAACCAACUUAACCACAGACCAAUCUGCUCUUCUCUUCUUCAAAGCCUCCAUCAUUUUAGACCCAUACAAUAUCUUGGCUGAUAAUUGGUCCACCACAAGUUUAGUUUGCGGCUGGGUUGGGAUCACCUGUGGUGUCCUCCACGAAAGGGUCAUAUCUCUGAAUCUUUCCGACAUGGGUCUCACAGGCUCGCUCUCUCCCCACCUCGGCAACCUCUCAUUCCUAUCUUUACUCGACAUCAGUUUCAACCAUUUCUAUGGCCAAAUCCCCAAGGAAUUUGCUUGUUUGCAUCGACUCAAACAAGUCAACUUUGGGUACAACAACUUUGUCGGAGAUUUGAAUUCAUAUUCAUGGUUUGGUAAUUUACCAGAUCUUCAAUACUUGCUUCUACACCACAAUAAUUUCACAGGCACAAUUGGAUCUUCAUUGUGCAACAUUUCAAAGCUAGAGGGACUCACUUUAGGGUACAAUUCUCUGCAUGGAAAUAUUCCAGAUGAGAUUGGUAAACUUUCAAAUUUGAAAUUUUUGAAUUUGGAAAACAAUCAGAUUACGGGUUCUAUACCCUCUGCUAUGUUCUUCAACAUGUCGUCGUUGCAAAGCAUUGAUCUGACGGCUAAUAAUUUUUAUGGCGAAAUUCCAUCCAGUCUGUACAAGUGCAGGAAGCUUCAAUAUUUAUCGCUAUCUUUUAAUAGUUUGAAUGGCAGCAUACUUCGAGAAAUCGGCAACUUGACCAUGCUUAAGGAGUUGUAUAUUGGGCAUAAUGACUUCAAAGGUGGAAUUCCAUCAGAGGUGGGCUAUCUUGUCAAUUUGGAGAUAUUCAGUGCAGGUAGUAGUUCUCUUACAGGGGCUAUUCCAUCUUUUAUCUUCAACAUGUCUUCAUUGAGGGUAAUUCACUUGACAAACAAUAGACUAUCUGGAAGUCUCCCAUUGGACAUUCAAUAUGAUCUCCCUUUUCUUGAAGAGCUACAACUUCAGUCCAAUCAACUUUCUGGCCAAUUUCCACCAGGCUUGUGGGCAUGUAAAGCGCUUAAAAGGUUAUUAUUGUCAUUUAAUGAUUUCACAGGAAGCAUAUCUAAGAAUAUUGGGGAGCUUCUAUAUACACACACUAAACCCCCUCUCCACACACACUUAAUGAAGGAGUUGUGGGUGUAUGCCUAUUUUCCUAGGCUUGCCCUAGUGCCGGAUGAGGAGAUCCCCCUCGACGUUCCAUUCUCUCACCGCUUCAAUGUGAGGUGCAAGCGGAGGCCACGAGAGUCUUUCCAGUUCUUCCGCCGAUACGUCGACACCAUCACCGCCGCAGAGGCUUCCAUCGAGUAUACUAGACAGUCUUUGGAGCUGACGACCUCAGUGAUGGGGAUGCUACAGCGGAGCAUAGACUUGCUCACCAUCUAUAGGAUCCCUGUCCCAUUCCAGAUUCCGGCCGCGGGAGGUGCUUCAGCAGGGCCUUUUGUACCUACUCGAAGAGGAGGGGGAGUCAGGCGGGGGGUGACGAUCCACAGCCGAGGCAGGCACAGGCGCACCUGUGCUGAGAGUUGUUCACAAGAGCCCUCCCCGAUGAUUUUGACAAGGAGGCAGCGUCGUCUGAGGGUGAGACCAGGGAUGGCUCAGAUUCGGACUACAGAGCUAGCAGUGGUGAUCCUGGACCCUCGUCCAGGAAGAGGACCAGGACCGACUCCCGCACUUGAGACCAUUGAUGCUGACCCAGACAUUUGCUAA